Ricinus communis (castor bean) is the source of this 2228-nucleotide messenger RNA. RefSeq lists its product as uncharacterized. Bases 79 to 705 code for a protein of 208 amino acids. The transcript has 6 exons. NCBI's taxonomy places the organism in Eukaryota, Viridiplantae, Streptophyta, Magnoliopsida, Malpighiales, Euphorbiaceae. The record is from RefSeq and is a predicted model, not a curated record.
UUUAUAUACCGACGGAUAACUGAAACAAAGCCAUAGUUGAAAACGCGGGAAACUAGAAUCAAGUAAAUCAAAUUAGCAAUGGAGCAGUCCGGCGCCAUUCUCUGCCAAAUCUCUUAUCUAAAGGACAUGCUCGAUCAAGUAAAUGAAGAAAUUGAAGCGAAUAUCCAAAUAACGAGAGAGAUCGAGUCGGAGAUCGUUAAAUGCACAGAAUUUGAGUCCUCGUUGGCCUCUAGAGAAUCAGAUCUCACAAAGACGCUUUACGUUUCUCAAUUUGAGAUCAACGGAUUGGUUUCCGUCACCAAUAAUUCGAGAAAAUCCUUGAAAUUAGUGGAGGAGGAAUUAUUUAGUGUACGGGGAAAGAGAGAGGAGAUGGUUCAAAGAAUGAACAAUAAGCGGGAACAGUUUACCAUGCUGUGCCUAGAAUUUCAGAGGUACGUUGACCAAGGAGAAAAUGAUGAAACCAUGAAAUUGUUGUCGGAGAAAGAAUUUCUUGAAAAUGAAAUCCAUCUAUUGGAUCAGAAUAAUGAUGCUUUAAAGAAUUCGAUGUUGGCAUUUGUCGAUGAAGUCCUUCAAGAUCUUCAGGAUUCUAACUCUGCCUUACAUGUGGAGGUACAGAAUAGGAACUAUGAGAAUGAGAAAUUGCUCAAGGAUAUUGAUGAUUUGAAGACUAUGUUAGUUUUGAAUUUCAGCCGCCGUAAUUCUUGAUCAAUUAUGACCAAGUACCUAUUUUCAGAAACCUUGUGCAAGUAGAACAGAACAGCUUGAAUUAUAAUUACCAGUAGCAAAGAUCAUCAUCAACUGUAUUAUUGACCGAGGAUGCACUGGUUACUCUGCCUGCAACCUAAUCCAGCAAAUAUACACACAUUUUCUGAGGUAAUUGAUUAAAGUAUCUUUACCAUUAGUAUUGCAAACUGUGCUGCACUGUGCAUAAUAAAUUUGGACUGUUCUGUUCAAUUUUUUCACUGAUAGAACCUCAGGGAAGUGGAGCUUUCAACUAGCUAACAAGCUUUUGCAGUGAUACAGUAUUUGUAUACAGUGGGCAUUAGGCUACUGUAUCACAUGGAGGGGAGACUGGUCAAACUUUUGACCUCCAGGAAUAUUUGCACUUACACAGUCGUUAUGCAAACUUUUUUCCUUUUCAGUUGUCAGCACUGGGUAGGGGUCCGGUGCCGGCUUCACUGUAAGUUUUGGUUCAUCUUCACCAAGUGCAUCUUUGUUACGUCACUUUCAGGUAGGGGUCCGUAUGGGUUAAAAUUCUGGCUGUUUACAGCGGGACUUGGGGAAAAUUUUUUGGAACAGAGAGGUAGAUUCGCACAGUAGAAAUUGUUAGACUGAAACCCGUGUUGGUUCUUCUUUGCUAUUAACAGUGUGGAUCACAGGUAAAUCGAACAGUGCGUUUUUAUUGAGAACGUGAAAAAGGGAAAAACGUGCUGGUAAGAGAAUGUUCACAUCACCUAGUGGAGGACAUAUGCAUGUGGUCACCAAAUCAUAGAAAAAAAAAAAGAAAGAAUCAUCACUGAACGACCCUAUCUAGUAAUUUUUAAUAUGAAAUUGGUGUUAAAUGCUUAGCCUUGGUCAGGUACUCCUAGAAGGCUUUUUUGCCAAGUUUUUUGCUACUAAUAUGCUCUUAGUGGACUGCUCCUGUUCCUAAUGAUUAUAUAAUCAACGUCAUCAUCUAAUAAAGUUAGAGAUAGGGCAUUUUGUCACUGUCGUAAGUUGGUGAUACCUUCGGAGAAAAUUAUCUUUAGUCAUCUCAAUAGUUGGGAAAAUAAUUGAUGGAAGAGAAGUGAUACAUAGGCAGGCAGUAUGGUCAUUAUUUGGCCAUAGGUUAACUGCUCGUUUGAAUUCAUAGAUGCUAUAGCCUCUUUUUGUUGCCAGAAACACACACACUCACAUCGGGAUUUUAAUUUAGAAAAAAGAAAAAAAAAAGUUUGUGAAGAAAAAGAUAAGAGGUCCCUCUGCUACCAAAAAGGCAAAGCGAUAGGAAGUUCCAUGCAUGGAGAAAUGAAAACCCAGACACAAGUAGAGGUCAUGGUAUGACAAAAUAAAGAAUGUGGCUCAAAAUAUAUCAUAAACUAGGUUGUCUUCCAUGUCAUGGACACAGGCCAUGUCUGUCUCGUGAACAUCACGUGUACCCGUAAUUUUUGUCCGUACUAAUACAGCUAGGUCUUUUCUAUUAUGUAAAACUCUUGGGAAAAUUUUGCUAUGCUUUUGGGACCCCUCCUUCA